Molecule: messenger RNA, 1502 nt
Organism: Trichoplusia ni (cabbage looper)
Lineage: Eukaryota; Metazoa; Arthropoda; Insecta; Lepidoptera; Noctuidae
Gene: PolD2
Product: DNA polymerase delta small subunit
Exons: 8
Coding region: 142-1470 (442 amino acids)
Biological process (GO): DNA replication; DNA strand elongation involved in DNA replication
Cellular component (GO): delta DNA polymerase complex
Molecular function (GO): DNA binding
Source: RefSeq, a predicted model, not a curated record
UGACAUUUCAUUUGUCAAGAUAGUGCCAAAUUUGAGAGGAGUGCGCGGCAAAUCGUAUUUUUGUUGAAUGUUAUAGAAAAUUAUCACUUGCUCAACUAUUAAUUUAAAAAGUACCUUAAUAUUUAAGAAUAAGCACUGAUCAUGUUAUUUAAACCUCAAGCUAGUACUUCAGAUAAACCAAAACAGUUUAAUUCACAUGAAUUGGAAAGACAAACUGUGGAAUACACGGACUCAUCAAAACGGUUUUAUCAAGUAGCAAGAGAUUUUUCUAAGCAAUAUGCUCACAUUUAUUCAGCCCGGCUGAUCACGUUUCGAAAUAUUUUAACACCAAUAGUAAAGAAGAAGUGGUCCAAUAAUCACAAGAUUUUAAAAUUAUGUGAACUUCGUGACAAAGGCACCACUUGUGUUAUAAUAGGAACACUGUUUAAAUUUCAAGAAUUAAAACCUAGUAUCCUGAAGGAGCUAUCCGAUCAAUUAGAAAUAAUACCGCAACCCACAAGGACACACUUUGUACACGAUUCAGACAGUUUAGUCUUAGAAGAUGAACUCCAACGAAUAAAACUAGCUGGAGACUGUAUUGAUGUUCAUCAAGUGGUAACUGGUGUGGUCUGUGCUUUGCUCGGUUCUGAAGAUGAAGAUGGCAUUUUUACUGUUAAGGAUGUAUGUUGGGCUGGUUGUGGCAUACAAAAACCCUUACCAAGUAUUAGUGGAGACAGGUAUAUUGUCCUUAUAUCUGGGUUAAACACAUCACAAAAAGCAGAUCACAUGUUUUCAAUGCAUUUGCUUGUGGAAUGGUUGUCUGGACUUGCUGGAACAAAUCAAUAUCAAGAAGAAGUUUCAAAAAUCGCCCGAGUUAUAGUAGCUGGUGGAGUAUUUGCAAGUCACUCUAAUGAGCAUGCAGUCAAUGAGGCAGACUUCUUUGCUUCAGUGGAGUUGAUGGAUUCCUUUGCUGCUGCUGUCAGCGCUGUGGCACCUCUGGACCUGAUGCCUAGCAGUCAAGACCCCAGCGGGAUUAUGUUGCCUCAGAAACCUUUCCAUUAUUGUUUAUUCCCUAAAGCUAUAGAAUAUAAGUCAUUUAACCGUGUCUCCAAUCCUUAUGAAUGUGAUAUAGGAGGUUUUCUAUGCUUAGGGACAUCUGGAGAACCUAUAAAAGAUAUUAUGAGGUAUAGCAAGAUAGAUAACAGUCUGGAUGUAAUGAAGAAAACACUUAAAUGGCGAAACAUUGCGCCAACUUGUCCUGACACUAUACCAUGCACUCCUUGCAUAGAUACUGAUCCUUUCAUAAUGUACAAUUGUCCUGCGAUAUACUUUAGCGGAAAUUGUACCGAAUUUGCUACUGAGAUUUAUGAAGGUGAUGGUGGUCAACGUACGCGCUUAGUCUGUAUUCCCGACUUCUGUGACACGCAGACUGUUGCCUUGAUUAAUCUAUCCAAUUUUGAAUGUUACAGCAUGAAGUUUUCAUUGAAUUAGCGUACUACAAUAAUAAACAUCAUCAGAAAUUA